Meriones unguiculatus (Mongolian gerbil) is the source of this 936-nucleotide messenger RNA. RefSeq names its product RAS like proto-oncogene A (gene Rala). Lineage: Eukaryota; Metazoa; Chordata; Mammalia; Rodentia; Muridae. The record is from RefSeq and is a predicted model, not a curated record. Gene Ontology annotation, molecular function: GTP binding; GDP binding; GTPase activity. Bases 253 to 873 code for a protein of 206 amino acids. Gene Ontology annotation, cellular component: plasma membrane. Gene Ontology annotation, biological process: regulation of exocytosis; Ras protein signal transduction. The transcript has 5 exons.
GCGGCGGCUGCUGCAGAGCGGCCGGGAGGAGGGUGGGUCUCCCCAGAGCGGAGCGCCGGAGUCCUCCUCCUCCGCCGCCGCCGCCCAGGCCGCCGCCGCCGCUCUCCCGACUCCUCCUGCCGCGCCCCGCGCGGAACUCCGAGCGCAGCGCCGAGCGCGGUCCGAUCGGCACAGCCGAGGCCCAAGAGCCCGCGGGGCGAGCGGCUCGCGGUGCAGAUUCCUCUUAAUCCUCUGAAGACUCUGGAAAACAGGAUGGCUGCAAAUAAGCCCAAGGGUCAGAAUUCUCUGGCCUUACACAAAGUCAUCAUGGUGGGCAGUGGUGGUGUGGGCAAGUCUGCCCUGACUCUGCAGUUCAUGUACGAUGAGUUUGUAGAGGACUAUGAACCUACCAAAGCAGACAGCUACAGGAAGAAGGUGGUGCUGGAUGGAGAGGAAGUGCAGAUCGACAUCUUAGAUACAGCUGGGCAGGAGGACUACGCUGCGAUCAGAGACAACUACUUCCGAAGUGGGGAGGGGUUCCUGUGUGUCUUCUCUAUCACGGAGAUGGAGUCCUUUGCCGCCACAGCCGACUUCAGAGAGCAGAUUUUGAGAGUAAAAGAAGAUGAGAAUGUUCCAUUUCUCCUGGUUGGUAACAAGUCAGAUUUAGAAGAUAAAAGGCAGGUUUCUGUAGAAGAGGCAAAAAACAGAGCUGACCAGUGGAAUGUUAACUAUGUGGAGACAUCUGCUAAAACACGCGCCAACGUUGACAAGGUAUUUUUUGAUUUAAUGAGGGAAAUUCGAGCCAGAAAGAUGGAAGACAGCAAAGAAAAAAAUGGAAAAAAGAAGAGGAAAAGUUUAGCCAAGAGAAUCAGAGAAAGAUGCUGCAUUUUAUAAUCAAAGCCCAAACUCCUUUCUUAUCCUGACCGUACUAAUAAAUAUAAUUUAUAAGCAUUGCCA